AUGGAAGGCAUUAAGACAGAAGAAACACCAAUCAACGAUGAUUUCCCUUAUGAACUCUUAAUAGCACAUUUAGAAUCCGAAAGAGACGCGUUGGAACAACCUAAAGCGCAAACCGUUAAGACAUUAAGCACCGGAACCACACUGCCAUGGUAUGCCGAUUACGUCAAUUACCUAGAUGCGAGAGUGCCACCUCCUGACAUGACUUAUCAACAAAAGAAGAAGUUCUUCCAUGACCUUAAACAGUAUUAUUGGGGUGAACCCUUGUUAUUCAAGAGAGGCGCUGAUGGAAUAUUCCGCCGAUAUGUUCCGGAAGAAGAAAUAAAAAUCAUAAUUCAUCAUUGCCAUGAUGCCCCCUAUGGUGGGCAUGCAAGCACAUCAAAGACAUGUACUAAGAUCCUGCAGGCAAGUCUCUUUUGUCCCAACCUGUGGAAGGAUGUCCACAUUGCUGUUAGAAACUGUGACCGUUGUCAGCGCACUGGAAACAUAUCUAGGCGAGAUGAAAUGCCUCAAAAGGGCAUCCUAGAAGUAGAGAUCUUUGAUGUGUGGGGGAUCGAUUUUAUGGGACCUUUCCCAUCUUCCUUCAGAAAUAACUACAUACUUGUCGCAGUCGAUUACGUAUCUAAAUGGAUAGAAGCUGUAGCCUCACCCACAAACGAUGCACAAGUGGUUAUUAAGCUAUUCAAAAAUAUAAUCUUUCCAAGAUUUGGUGUACCAAGGUUAGUCAUUAGCGACGGAGGAUCCCACUUCAUAUCUAGAAUUUUCAAAAAACUCUUGGUGAAAUAUGGAGUCCGACACCGUGUAGCAACACCUUACCACCCACAAACUAGUGGACAAGUCGAAGUCUCGAAUAGACAAAUUAAGCAAAUACUUGAAAGGGCUGUUGCCUCAUCUUGGAAGGAUUUGUCAACUAAGUUACACGAAGCACCGUGGGCGUAUAAGACCGCCUACAAGACACCAAUAGGAACCACGCCCUUCAAAUUAGUAUACGGUAAAUCUUGUCAUCUACCAGUAGAACUAGAGCAUAAAGCCUACUGGGCAAUAAAAACCUUAAACCUAAGUUACACCUGUUAG
Vicia villosa (hairy vetch) is the source of this 1071-nucleotide messenger RNA. RefSeq lists its product as uncharacterized. Lineage: Eukaryota; Viridiplantae; Streptophyta; Magnoliopsida; Fabales; Fabaceae. Gene Ontology annotation, biological process: DNA integration. Gene Ontology annotation, molecular function: nucleic acid binding. Bases 1 to 1071 code for a protein of 356 amino acids. The record is from RefSeq and is a predicted model, not a curated record. The transcript has a single exon.